Molecule: messenger RNA, 309 nt
Organism: Alternaria novae-zelandiae
Lineage: Eukaryota; Fungi; Ascomycota; Dothideomycetes; Pleosporales; Pleosporaceae
Exons: 2
Coding region: 1-309 (102 amino acids)
Source: RefSeq, a predicted model, not a curated record
AUGAACUCCAUCCGCGCCGCGACCAGCGCCUCGCGCACCGCCCUCACCGCUUCGGCUCGCACAGCAGCUCCCCGCCGAGCCUUCUCACAGUCACAAACGAAGCGCUCAGGUCACGGACCUAGCUACGAUCCCCCGUCCGGAUGGCUCUUUGGCGUCAAGCCCGGCGAGCAGUAUGAGAAGGAGGGGUGGGAGAACGCCAUGUACUGGGGCUUUGGAGGAGCCAUCCAAACCUGGGCCCUAGAGGAGGCGCGACGAAGACUCGAAGCCGAGGGUAUCCUCGCAGACCCAGACACCGUCAAGAAGGAGUAA